AUGCCCCUUAGAUACAUUCGCCGAAAAGUGACCUCUGAUAAUGCUGUCACCAUCGCGAUCGCGACAACAGCUGCUGCGACGAAUCUGGCGGGCAUCGCAGCUUUUCCUCCAGUAGCUGUCCCUGCGGCCAUUCUCUUGAAGAUAUUCCAAGUCAUUCAGGAUGUCAAGGCGAAUCAGGAGCAAUGCUACGACCUUGCGUUACGAUGCCUGUCGUUCCUCGAUCUCAUCAGGGACCAAGUACUGGAUCGCAACAGAGAUGUGCCUCCGUCCCUUGUGGAUGCGUUGCGAGAUUUUGCCCAGGCACUGGAAUCCAUUCAUUCCUUUCUCAUGAGUCAAGCUGAGAGCAACUGGCGGACGCGUUUGGUCCGCAAAGGAAGCGUGGAAGCUGUUUUGGCAGCUCUCAAUGCAGAACUCGACGACGCUUUCAACGCAUUCCAGAUUGCUACAUUGAUCAACAUUCACUAUGCGAUAGGUGACAGACUGGUUGCAGGCGAUUCUCAUCAGGUCAGCGCCGGGCGACAAGAUUCGAGCUUCCCAUCCAUGGGCGGCGAAGCGCAGACUAUUUCAAGCGUCUCUGACACUGGGGUGAUUUGCCCAUCACCAGCGCUACAUGCUUCUGACGAAUCCACGCUGGUCUAUGAGCCGCCGGUGGAUACAGUCUCAUCCUGUGCGAAUGGCGAGUUCAACCAUCUUGAGGAAGGACUUCGAGAACUCGAGGAUCAUGGAUUCCGCCGCUACGACCGCUUUGAACUUACCAUCAAGGACAGCCCUCGCAUCAAAGAGGGCUGGUGGGGCGGGGCACGACACGCUGAUGUCGAAGGACGUACGCUCCUUGUCAAAAGUUAUGAUGAACCCAGAUAUGCCGCUUCAAAGAAAUGGAUCCGCGACGUGAGAAUUCUUCAGAAUGUCUUCCAUCCGAAUCUCCCACAGAUGGUUGGGUUCUCGGGCGGGGAAUGUCCGACACCUUUCAUCCUGCUUGCGAAUGUUCAGACAAGGCUUCCACAAGCAUUGGUCUUGGACAAACUUCAGCAUGGAACGCUCGCCGACUGCGUCCUGCUCAUCAGUCGUUUUGUGAGUACUGUCAGUAAGGAUGCAGCCUUAUAUCUGCAACAACAGCUACAUCUGUCCGACUCCAAGAUCCAAGACUACGUUGAGAACGCGAGCUAUCGUAUAGACGGUCAACAGACCCUUGUCAUGGGCUUACCUCCACCUGAAGUGGAUCGCUGGGUGUCGGCGCGAAACUACGAUCUGUCCCAUUCGGUCAGAAGGGUCUACCUAGAUCUGCUCCCGAGCCGUGGGAUGGUGCCCGAGAAGCCUUACGAGAUGUCUGAGAUCACAACUACCAAUCUAUCAAUGCAGCGCAAAAUCAGUCAUCUCACGCACGCUUUGAACGUCAUUCUACCGAGUUCGCAUUCCGCCCCACGAAUUUCGGAGCUACAGGAGUUACUGCAAGCAGACGAGAACAACGCAGAGUCUAUGGCGGCGUCACUGCACCUCCGGAAGCUGAAAGGCGUUACGGGGGAGCUUCGUACCAACCCUCCUGUCUGGAGGGAAAAGCUCGUCCCCGCCUACACAUACUCGGUGGGCGACCUGGGGUACCUCGAGAGAAAAGGAGACUUCGCAUCUUUCAAAUUGAUUUGCAACGUCAUUCAAGAGGGCCACACCUCAUUCUCUGUUGUUCAGUCACAGUAUGGUACGCAGUUAGAAUGGCGUCGCGGCCCACUCGUACACGUUCCACUGGACGCAUUCCCAUGUCCCGGAAACCGGCAAGGAUGGGCAGUCGUCGUAGAGCCGAACGCGGAUUACACUGUCACGGCUGUGCAUGAAGAGCAAGUGAAUCCUAUCGGUCCUGCUGGACAGUACGUCUUGGACUAUGGCCAGUAUUUUGCCAAGACACACGGAGUCGAUCCGGAUGACCUGAUGCUCAUCACCCGCGUAGGCGUAGAUCUUCGCUUCAGACUGAAAGGCCCUUUCAAGCCAUCUAUGCAUAACAAUUCGUCUUCAGCAUUCCCUCAACAUGGCUUCGGACAACACUCUCACAUGUCGCGUGGGUUCGGUCACGCCGGGGGAUUUGCACGCCAUCCACACGUCGGUCACCACUUCGGGCAGCCCCCUACUCCGCCAACCAUCGUCUACAUAUCAACCUCCAUUAACAAGGCCAGUCCGCCAACUUGGUCGCAAAGCCCGGUGUUCGAUCUGCAGGCGGAGCCGUCUCAUAACGUAGCGGGCUGUACGAUUGGAGCAGAGGCGUGA
Messenger RNA from Fomitopsis serialis, 2253 nucleotides. RefSeq lists its product as uncharacterized. Gene Ontology annotation, biological process: cell surface receptor signaling pathway. Bases 1 to 2253 code for a protein of 750 amino acids. The record is from RefSeq and is a predicted model, not a curated record. The transcript has 15 exons. NCBI's taxonomy places the organism in Eukaryota, Fungi, Basidiomycota, Agaricomycetes, Polyporales, Fomitopsidaceae.